Cylindrotheca closterium is the source of this 948-nucleotide messenger RNA. NCBI's taxonomy places the organism in Eukaryota, Bacillariophyta, Bacillariophyceae, Bacillariales, Bacillariaceae. The record is from the annotation of a GenBank genome assembly.
AUGACGGGAAACAACAAGAGAAAACAGCAAUCGAGGAAGAACCGUCGCCCGCAUUUUCCAGGGCAUCUAUUCCAUCUGCUAAAGCUGGUGGAAGAGAAUGGUUGGGAUCAUAUCAUUUCCUGGGUGAAUGAUGGCAAAGCGUUUCGAGUGUACGAAAUUGAAGAGUUUGAAAAACGACUUCUUCCUACGUAUUUCAACAGCAAGAAAUAUGCUAGCUUUACCAGACAGCUUCACGCCUAUGGUUUCAACUGCGUAAGAACAGGAAGACAGACUGGAAUUUACUCGCAUCCAAGCUUUCAUCGCAAUGAUCCACAGUCUUCCUGCUCUCUAGAAAGAGAAGUAGGAAGACUGAAAUCCAGUGCAAAAAUCUCCAAAGAAAAGCAAGUUCGAGGAGGAGCUGCCAAGACCAUUGUCGACAUGCCUUUGUUGGUGGAGAAUAACUCUUCCAGUGAAUCGGACAGUCAAGAGGGCGAUUCCAGUAGUAGUGACUCGGCCACUUCUUCUACCACCAACACAACAACAACUACGUCCAAGCUAUACAAGAACGCUGCGACAGUGGCGGAUCAGACGAAAAAGACACUGCUUGCCAAUCAUCCACAGCUCCGUUUCCCAUUCAAUAUGAACAUGAACGGAAGAGGUUCAAGCUUUUGGUCUCUUUCUGUGGCCACAAGCGCUGCCUUGAUGAAUGCCUAUGGGGGAGGAUUGGGCAAUCAUCAUGCGCCACAAAUGAGUGCUACCAAUACUUUGCUAGAAAAUGAGAAACUGCGACAACAUCUUUUGGCAUCCACAGAUGUUAUCAGCAGAUCUCCUGCUGCUGCUACUACUACUACUACUACUGACUUUUCUGUCCGUGAGGGUGAUUUUGAUCCAAGACCAUUUCCACCAUCACAUCAUGGAUUCAACCCAAAUAUGCUGAAUCUAAACAAGGGUCGCACGAACCAGAAUUAG